Messenger RNA from Cornus florida, 2899 nucleotides. Its product is annotated as G-type lectin S-receptor-like serine/threonine-protein kinase At4g27290. Lineage: Eukaryota; Viridiplantae; Streptophyta; Magnoliopsida; Cornales; Cornaceae. Gene Ontology annotation, biological process: protein phosphorylation; recognition of pollen. Gene Ontology annotation, molecular function: ATP binding; protein serine/threonine kinase activity. The transcript is spliced from 7 exons. The record is from RefSeq and is a predicted model, not a curated record. The coding region runs from base 199 to 2640 and encodes 813 amino acids.
CAGUCUCUACUUUUGAAUUACUGGUUUUUGGCCAUUUUCUUUCCAAUUACUGUAUUCCACAUGCAGCAAAAAUUGACUAGAUUUUGUAUAUCCAAUCACAGAAGACUUGGGAGACAAGAGCAUAGCCAAUGUCCUUAAAUUAGUUAGGAAAUGAUAGUAUAAUAGGCAUAGCAUCACAAGACACAACUGUUUGUGUCAAUGGGCAUCAACUUCGCUAAAUUAUGUUACAUUUUUGCUUUCAUAUUUUUAUACCUUACAGAUAUCUCCCUAGCAGAUGAUCAGCUAAGUCCAUACCAGCCAAUCAAUGGAAACGUGGCCUUAAUAUCUGCCGGGAAAAAAUUCCGGCUUGGCUUCUUCAAUCCCAAGAAUUCCAGAAACCAGUACUUGGGAAUAUGGUAUGACAGCAUCCCAACUCAAACCGUAGUCUGGGUCGCAAACCGGGAUAACCCGCUUAAUGAUUCAUCAGGAAUUCUGAAGAUGGGUGAUGAUGGAAAUUUGAUUCUUCAAGACCGGACAGAGAGAAUUGUCUGGUCUACUAAUAUCAAGGAUUCAUCGUCAAAAUCAACUGUAGCACAGCUCUUGGACUCGGGAAAUCUUGUUUUGAGACAUGAAAGCAGAGAUGGUUAUAUUUGGCAAAGCUUUGAUCAUCCUUCUGACACCCUGCUAGCAGGGAUGAAGCUAGGAAGGGAUUCAAAAAAUGGUUUGGACAGGUAUUUGACACCGUGGAAGAGUGCAGAUGAUCCUGCUCCUGGAGAAUUUUCUUAUGGCAUCGAUCCUCGUGGGCUUCCACAAUUAGUCAUUCGUAAGGGCUCUAUCAAGAAGUUUCGAAGUGGGCCAUGGGAUGGUGAGCAAUUCAGUGGAAUCCUUCUUCUACCCAACCUUCUCUUCGAACCCAAGGUCAUCACAGAUUCAGACGAGAUAUAUUAUGAGUAUGGACUCAACAGUGAAUCUACUCUUACAAGGUCAGUCUUAAGUUUUUCGGGUUCAGUCCAACGUUAUGUAUGGAACAAUAGUAGCCUUGAAUGGAUUGCCAUGCAUGUCUUGCCUAGCAACCCAUGUGAUAAUUAUGGCAAGUGCGGUUCAAAUAGUAUUUGUGCAAUCAGUGAUGCUAAGAUUUGCAGCUGUUUGACUGGAUAUGUACCCAGGGUAGCACAAGACUGGGAGAUGCUGAUAUGGUCUGGUGGGUGUGUCAGGAAACACCCAUUGAAUUGUACCAAAGGGGAAGGAUUUAUAGAGAAGAAGGGUGUGAAAUUGCCCGAUUUCUUGCAGUUUUGGAUCAACACUAGUAUGAGCCUUAAGGAUUGUGAAAUGGAGUGCCUGAAGAACUGUUCUUGUACUGCUUAUGCUAAUUCAGAUGUUACUGGAGGGGGAAGUGGUUGCUUGUUGUGGUAUGGGGAUCUGAUUGAUAUCAAAAGUUUCACAGAAUCUAGUAAUCAAAAACUUUACAUUCGGGUCACAACUUCAGACUUGCUGUCAAAUUCCAAGAAGAUGAAGCCACUGGUUUUGGUGUUCACUGUCAUAUCAGUAGCUUUAGCAAUGUUUGCUGUUGCGUCUUGCAUAAUAUGGAAGGCGAAAGUACGGAAACAAGGUAUGCUACCAGAUUCUCAAGCCAGAGAUGAAGAAAAAAUGGAAUUACCUAUUUUCAAUAUGAACACCAUUUUGGAAGCGACAAACAAUUUUUCUGAUUCAAAUAAGAUUGGAGAGGGUGGCUUUGGACCCGUAUACAAGGGUCAGCUAAAAACUGGACAAGAGAUAGCAGUCAAGAGGCUUUCCGAGAAUUCAAAACAAGGGCCGCAUGAAUUUAAAAAUGAGGUUAUAUUGAUUGCAAAACUACAACAUCGAAAUCUGGUAAGACUUUUGGGAUGCUGCAUUCAAGGAGAAGAGAAAAUUUUAGUUUAUGAGUAUAUGCCCAACGGAAGCUUGAACUCCUUUAUUUUUGGUGGCUCAAAUGACACAAGUAAUUCUCUUGUAUGGAAGAGGCGCUUUGAUAUUAUCAUAGGGAUUGCUCGAGGGCUUCUUUAUCUACAUCGGGAUUCAAGAUUGACAAUUAUUCAUAGGGAUCUAAAAGCCAGCAAUGUUCUACUUGACAAUAAUAUGAAUCCCAAAAUCUCAGAUUUUGGCAUUGCCAGAGCUUUUGCAGGGGAUCAAUUACUUGCAAAAACUAUAAGGGUGGUUGGAACUUAUGGUUACAUGUCUCCCGAAUAUGUCAUCGAUGGCCUAUUUUCCAUGAAAUCAGAUGUGUUUAGUUUCGGAGCGCUAGUUUUGGAAAUAGUGAGUGGCAAAAGGAACAGACAAUUCCAUCAUCCAGACCAUCACCACAACCUUCUUGGACACGCAUGGCAAUUAUGGAUUGAAGGGAAGGCCUUUGAGCUAAUAGAUCCAGAAAUGGAGGAUUCAUUUCCAAUGUCUGAAGUACUAAGAUGCGUACAGAUCGGUCUCUUGUGUGUGCAGCAACACCCCGAAGACAGACCAACGAUGUCGUAUGUGGUCUCAAUGUUUGAUAGUGAGGGCACAAUGUUGGCCCAGCCUAAGCCACCUGGUUUCUUCACAGAUAGAAGCCCUUGUGAGACAGAGUCCAUGCUAGGGCAAAGAACUUGUACUAUAAAUAAGAUGACCAUUUCUACAGUGGACGGUCGGUAGAAGUAGCAUUAUAUAUUAUUGAGUUAUUGACCCAUAUGUGUUCGUAGGAGGCAUAAAAAGUGAGAUUAAUUAUUUCUUCCACCCUCUCUUACUGAAGCCUUGUCUUAGACUUUAAUAUGAUAUGGUAGUUUAGUAGGAUCACAUACAAAUAUAUUUUAGUGUGAUAGUACGGUAGACUCGGGUAAGCUGCUUAUAUUUGGAAUGUAUUUGUCCACUUGUGAGUAGGGAUGGCAAUAUCUUCAUUUAAUUUUUCACCUUA